AUGUGGGUUUACGUCUGCCUGGCCGCUCUGGUUGCAUCGGCAUUAGCAAACACUGAAAAGGCCAUAUUCCUCGGCCCACAGGCCAUAACCAUACCAACAACCCACCCUAACCUGGAUGAUCUGCGUAUAGUCACCAUAACACCACAGAAUUGGACCAUCCGCACGCAUGUCAAUGCUCAGUUCCCUAGUGACACGGCCAGUUUCGGCAAAGCCACCUGGCUAGUCCUGGAUGAACUAACUGAAGGCCAGCGGUAUGAACUGAGGGUUUGCUGGGCUGCCACUCAACCCACGGCGUUCCGUAUCAACACGUACGACCUGGAAACGGUCUUUGGAACCCCAGAACUUGUCACAGAACUAUCCGAGUACGCAUGGUCGCAGCAGCCCACAGAUGAGGAUGCCAGCUUGCCAAGUCCUGACUCGUCGAGGGCUGUUGCGACCAAGGAGAGGGAUGCGUCGGUCCUCCUGUUACAGAUCAUGGCCGCUGCCGACUAUUUCACAACAAACCAAACCUUGAUGAAUCAUGUACCUCCUGUAUUUGUGGAUAUCAUUCUAGACCCAUACAUAUUCAACCUGCUUCCACAGUCCUUGGUGCCGACGGUGGGCUACAUCGUCAUUGUGGCCAUCGUCUCCUGGUUUCUCGCGAUGCGAAUUUCGUCGUGGAUCCGUGAUGCCGCGACAGCGUCAGAUCAGGCCAGGAAAGACCAGUGA
Truncatella angustata is the source of this 708-nucleotide messenger RNA. RefSeq lists its product as uncharacterized. Gene Ontology annotation, molecular function: mannosyltransferase activity. Gene Ontology annotation, biological process: GPI anchor biosynthetic process. The record is from RefSeq and is a predicted model, not a curated record. Gene Ontology annotation, cellular component: endoplasmic reticulum membrane; mannosyltransferase complex. The coding region runs from base 1 to 708 and encodes 235 amino acids. NCBI's taxonomy places the organism in Eukaryota, Fungi, Ascomycota, Sordariomycetes, Amphisphaeriales, Sporocadaceae. The transcript has 2 exons.